Toxorhynchites rutilus septentrionalis is the source of this 3848-nucleotide messenger RNA. RefSeq names its product solute carrier organic anion transporter family member 4A1 (gene Oatp26F). Gene Ontology annotation, molecular function: protein binding. Gene Ontology annotation, biological process: transmembrane transport; sodium-independent organic anion transport. The record is from RefSeq and is a predicted model, not a curated record. Gene Ontology annotation, cellular component: membrane. The transcript is spliced from 8 exons. Lineage: Eukaryota; Metazoa; Arthropoda; Insecta; Diptera; Culicidae. The coding region runs from base 966 to 3236 and encodes 756 amino acids.
UAAUAGCGAAACGGAGGCAUAAGCAUCCCGGUUCAUAAUAUUUCCGUUCAGUUUCCGUUCGGAAUCGCUCGUGGUAGUAUCUCUGGUGCGCGCGAAGGCCAGAAUAGCAUCCAAUCAAAGCAUAAGGACACUUUUGGCACUUUGUCAGAUAAUAAUCACACAGGUGGCUUGCAGUGGUGCAGUGGUAGGCGUUAAACAAUUCGCGCGACAGCAAAAGAAGAAGAAAGUGUUGUGCUUAUCUCUCUUAUCUUGCGUAGUCGGGUGAUGACGAGUUCAUACGAGUGUCGGUUUCCGAGUGGGACAUUCCUGCUCUAAUCAGUGGUGCCUUUGUAUGACGAUCUCCGCGACUACUCUUUCCUUUGUGACUGUCGUGAUUGUGAUUAGAUGCGCUCAUUUGGGCUGAUUAAAAAGAUUUAUUGAGGCACUCGUUACUUCUCGCAGGAAGCAUAAUUGUUGAAGAUGGAUGCAGUGCAUAGAAUUUAUGCUGAAGUGUUUUCGUUGUAUCAUGAUUACGGCGGACUUUGCAUAAUUUUACGUAAACUGUACAGCAUUGGAUCCAAUUCGGUAGUCCAUGGAUGGUGUUGCAAAAAGUGAUAAUUCAAAUGAGUCGCCGGUGAUAGGCAAGGUGAUUUAUAAGCGAAGCUCAUUCUCGAAGCUUGUCAUCUGCCGGCCAUUAUUGUCGGAUUAUGUGAUCGGAAAGACACAUUCCGGGGAUUAAAUGUGGUUAUUUGGUUAUGAAGUUUGCAGACUGACAGGCAGACUGGACAUUACCUUGAACCAUGGGUCCUUGAGACGAUUGGAACGUUACGUUGAGAAUUGUUGAGACUGGCACAAAUUAAAAACAAACAAAUAUCACGUACAUCGGGACGGAUUUGAACUGCACCGAGUUUUUGGCCACUGUUAUCUCGUUAGAAUACUAAUUAGUUCCACAGAGAUACAAAUUGCUUCAAACGAAUAACAUCAAGAUGUCAUCAACAAGCUUGGCUGACAUUAUUGAGGAAAAUCACGAGCAGAACAGUUGCUCGCUGGACAUGACUUUAACAGCGACGGCGACAGGGGCUCUUACGGAGUCUACUUCGAAGACUGCCAGCUCUAGCGUAGAUGGUGCUAGCCUUGGGACUAAAGAGCUCUACACUGUCAGUGUCGAGGAGGGCAGCUACGGAGCGAAGGACGCCAAAGAGUCAGCUGAAGCGAUGGAUCAGAAUUCCGUUCAUAAUUGUGGAUGGUUCAGCCUGCGACCACGAUGGAUUCAGCGAUUCAUGACGCCCAAGUGGGCUCUAUUUUGGCUCUGUUGGGCAGGGGCCGUACAAGGACUGGUCGUCAAUGGUUUCAUCAACGUUGUCAUCACGACGAUCGAGCGGCGGUUCGGCUUAAGAUCGACGCAGACCGGAUUAGUGGCAAGUGGGUACGAUAUUGCAUCAUUUUUAUGCCUGGUGCCCGUGUCCUACUUCGGUGGCCGGAUAGGUGCCUCCAAGCCUCGCUGGAUUGGGUGGGGUGUCGCCGUCAUGGGCCUCGGUGCGUUCGUGUUCGCUCUGCCGCACUUUUUGGUGGGCCAGUACAGGGCAACCAAUUCGGAGCAAAAUGUUUGCUCUAGCUUGGCGGAGUUGGUCAACGGAACGAACGCCGCAACAGCUGUUCACCUGCUAGGGGAGAGUUGCUCGUUGGACGGAAGCUCCGCCGGCGGUGGACUCGACAGUACGGAAAAUCUUUCCUGGAACGUUUGGUUUUUCUUCACCGCACAGCUCCUGUUGGGUGCUGGGGCCUCCCCACUGUACACGCUCGGUGUAACCUACAUCGACGAGAACGUGUCCAAGAAGAUGUCGUCUGUUUAUUUAGGCAUCUACUACACCAUGGCCGUGGUUGGUCCAGCUGCUGGAUACGUGAUUGGAGGACAAUUGCUGCUCUUCUACACCGACAUGUUCGUUGUGGAUUCUUCGUCAUUGGGCCUGACGCCGCACAGCAAGGUUUGGGUGGGCGCCUGGUGGAUCGGAUUCGUUUUCAUGGCUGCCUUCUGUCUGCUGCUGGCCCUACCGAUUCUGGCCUACCCACGGGCACUGCCCGGUUCGGAAAAACUGGAAAAGGUCUCCGAGGCGCACAAGGGUGACGUCGGCCAACAGAAGCAGACGUUUACCAAAAUCAGGGAAAUCCCAACCGCACUUGCCGCACUCCUCAAGAAUCCAACGUUUUUCUUCCUGAACCUGGCAGGAGCCUCGGAGGGAUUGGUGAUAUCCGGAUUUGCGGUGUUUCUGCCGAAACUAAUCGAAAAUCAGUUCAGCGUGACGGCGGUUUGGUCCGCGUUGUUAAUGGGCAUCAUAACCGUCCCAGCUGGAGGCGGUGGUACCUUUCUCGGUGGAUACCUGGUGAAGAAGCUAAAUCUCAGCUGUUCGGGAAUCGUUCGAUUUUGCCUGUUCGCCACCGUGUUCGCUGCCCUUUUCACAAUAUGUUUUUUCCUGUCCUGUCCGAAUCUAACUUUCGCUGGAGUGACGGCACCCUACUUCCCGCUGGACAAUCUCCGCACACCGGUGGCCCACUCCACGGAGUUGUUCUUCCUGCCGAAGACUCUGGACAACGCGUGCAACAGCAGGUGUUCGUGCAGCAAGCAGAACUACGAACCGAUUUGUGGAGCGGAUGGGGUUAUGUACUACUCGCCAUGCCACGCGGGUUGCUCGGAAGAGGUGAAUCUAGCAAAUGCGAAGGCGUACAAGGAUUGCGCCUGUAUCAACUCGACGUUCGGCCAGAAUGAACCGUACCGAAGUUACGAUGCGGUGAACACGAUGUGCGAAUCUCAAUGCAACCACCUGUGGAUUUUCGUGAGUCUGUGCUUCCUGGUGAUGUUUUUCACCUUCCUGGCGACGAUGCCGGCUCUCUCGGCCACGCUCCGUUGUGUUCACGACGAUCAGCGUUCAUUCGCGUUGGGUAUUCAGUGGAUAAAGGUGCGGGUGUUGGGGACAAUCCCGGCGCCGAUGAUUUUCGGUCGGCUCAUCGACGAAACGUGCAUCCUGUGGCAGGAAUCGUGCGAUGAGCAUGGUGCUUGUCUGGUGUACGACAAUGCUUUUAUGAGCAAAUACAUGCUUCUACUGGCACUGAUAGGAAAAGCCUGUUCCAUCGUAUUUUUCUUCGGAGCUUGGUUUUAUUACAUUCCACCGAAAGCCGUCGCGACGAAUGGUACCGACGAGAGAGUCAACAACAAGAAGCAACAGGUGAAUGGCGUAGUACACCACGUGGAAAAGUAUUAGGUGUUGGGAAUGAACUCUUCCUCUCUCCCCGCAUGCCAUAACUCGUUCUCAUUCAUAAGCAAAUCGGAGCAAUCGGAGCGGAGUGGAAGGAUAAUAGUCGUGAGAGGAGGCUCCUGCUAAAAUAAUAAUACACUCAGUUUCAGUCAUUCCAUUAGCAUUAGCGUUUAGGGAAACUAUGCGUAACUGUUUCACAAUCACUUUUAUACCAAAUAGAAAGAAACUCAUGUGUAAUAACUAUAUAAGGUAAUGAAGUUUGUACGGCAAUCGAGAAGCAGAUAUAUGUUCCACUAGGGGUUUUGUUGUUUCAUAUUUAUACAUAUAGGGGUUUCCAGUUUGGCUUGGGAUCAUAUUUUUUUCGCUGACCGACUGAACGCUAUUAUUUAUUAUAUUGCUAUCGAUCUGAUUAGAUAGCAUCGUGUGGUGACGUUUAGAUUAAGGUACGAUAGAAUCUCAAUUUUGUGUAACCUAAAAUAAGAUAUUGGUAAAAUAGAAUAACGAGAGAAAAAUUGUGAAAUGUAAUCGUGUUAUGUGUUUUCUUGCGUUGUAUAGUUUGUAGUUCCAAAAUGUAAGAUGUAUGUAAGAAAAAAACUCCAAUAAAACCAUCACAGUAGA